Molecule: messenger RNA, 2178 nt
Organism: Lasiodiplodia theobromae
Lineage: Eukaryota; Fungi; Ascomycota; Dothideomycetes; Botryosphaeriales; Botryosphaeriaceae
Product: Kelch repeat protein
Exons: 3
Coding region: 1-2178 (725 amino acids)
Cellular component (GO): Golgi apparatus
Molecular function (GO): protein binding
Source: RefSeq, a predicted model, not a curated record
AUGGCCCACGCCGUCAAUUCGGCCCUGCACGCUCUUACCAGCCCUCCCCAUUCCUCGUCGUCGUCGACGACCAUUCCUGUUUCCUCGACUCCAUCCAACACCACCUUCGUCAUGUCGGCCUCUUCGGCCAGCCCUGUGCUGCGCAGGCGCAGCGGGAAGAAUGAAGGCUAUCGCCCCAAGAUUGUCACCACCGUCGGCGCCAAACCCGCCUGUCUGGUCAACGCGUCCGUGACGUACGUCGGCAACGACCAGAUCUAUGCGUUCGGCGGCUUUGACCAGUACACCGACGAGGUCUACAACCAUGUGCUCCGUUUGAACUUGCAGACGCGCCAGUGGAACCUGGUCGAUAAUUAUGGGGACAUUCCGGGUGUUCGUAUGGGCCACACUGCCAGCUUGUGGCAGGGAAACAAGUUGCUCGUUUUCGGCGGUGAAAAUGAACAUCGCACCUACCUUCACGAUGUUAUUAUCUUUGACUUGCAGACGGCUCACUGGACCCAACCCGACAUCAACGGAACCCCUCCAAAGGGCCGCGCCCGUCACUCGGCCGUCAUCCAUGACGACAAGCUUUUUAUUUUGGGUGGCAUGAGCGGUUCUGAUAACUACGUCCUUGACGACAUUUGCUACCUGGACCUCAAGACCUGGACCUGGUCUCGCACUUGGCGCUUUGUGCCGCGCUACGACCACACCAGCUGGGUUUGGGACGGCAAGAUUUGGGUCUUCGGCGGCCUUGGGGAGGAUAUGGAAAAGACCAGUGAAAUCUGGUGGCUGGAUAUUCGGGGCAGCCCCGCAUUCGAAGCUGCCAUGGCAUAUGGCACUUCUGGCAGGGGUGCGCUGGGUAGAACUCGGGAUUCAAACUCGUCGAGUUGGCGCAACACACUCACGACAGGCAACACUGGAUAUGCUGCGAAUUCAAGCAGCGUCCAAACUAACCCAGCCCACAUGUCUGGUAACAGGCCCGUGUUCGCUCCGGGGGCCAUCUCCUCGCUGAAGUUCGUUGCGAGCCAGAACCUCCCGACGCAGGCACUUGGCACGCACUUCCAUGUUUUCACCUCUGGCCAGCUCGUCGAUUUCGUUACUCCGGCUUCAGUUAUGGCCUCGUGCGACAUUAGCCUCUCCACGCUCGACCUCGAUACUCUGCGCUGGCACAAGCUGGCUGAUGGCAAGGACAUGUUCCCUCCAAACUACCGGUGGCACUAUUGCACUCUCAAUGAAGAUGGAACUCACGCGUGGUUGCUCGGUUGCCCUACUGAUCCCACCAACACCGGCGAUGCCACCGGCGAGUACCUCAGCGACGUUCUGCCUAUCGACCUCACCAAGUUUGGCUUGCUGGGCAACUCGCUCACACACGAAACGCGAGCCGAGGUCCACAAAUUGCCGUCGUCAGAUGCAAACGAAAACUCGCCCCUCUCAGGAAUUGGAGCGGAUUUGGUGAAGGUCUUCGAUCAACCUCCGGAGACCGGCAGCGGAGCGGACUUCCAGAUCACGGCCGAGCGCGAGUUUGAAGAUGAGUACGAUGACGACGCCUCGGUCGUCGCUGAGUCAUCGUCUGCGCAGGAAUCUGCGCCGAUUCACGUCCACAAGAUGAUAUUGCAAGCACGCUGGCCCCACUUCGCUCGCAUGUACGCUUCGCAAAUGCUCGAAUUCCACACCAAGAAGAUGCACAUUCCAGAGCCAUACAACACGGUUCGGGCCUUUUUGCAUUAUCUUUAUACCGAUAGCAUCGCGCCCCGCAGCAACAAUGGGCCGUCACUCCGCGAUGUUGCCGGCAUGCUGGUCAUGUCGAACAUCUACGUUAUGCCGCGCUUGCGCAUCCUCUGCGUCAACAGGCUGCACAAAGAAUUGGAUGUUGAGCAUGCAGCCAUCAUCUGGGAGCGUGCCAACGUGGCUGGGGAAAACUGGCUGAAGGAGCGGGCCGCCGACUUCUGCAUGACUUACUGGGGCAAGAUUGUGCGUACCAAGGGCUUCCGCUCUCUGCCGAAGCGCAGCCUGCUGGAGCUGUGCGAUGAAGUGGACGACCACGGCCGCGUUCUUAGCGGCGAGGAGUUGGAGGCACUUGGCGCGCUGGCAGGCAUCAAAUACCCUGGACGCGAAGGCCGAAAGCGUGGGGCUGGAGUGCUGGCAAGCGACGACAUUGAGGAAGGUGAGAACGAUGAGGAUGAAGGCAUGGAACUUUCGUAA